Molecule: messenger RNA, 7046 nt
Organism: Scatophagus argus
Lineage: Eukaryota; Metazoa; Chordata; Actinopteri; Scatophagidae
Gene: urb1
Product: URB1 ribosome biogenesis homolog
Exons: 39
Coding region: 115-6912 (2265 amino acids)
Biological process (GO): maturation of LSU-rRNA from tricistronic rRNA transcript (SSU-rRNA, 5.8S rRNA, LSU-rRNA); maturation of 5.8S rRNA from tricistronic rRNA transcript (SSU-rRNA, 5.8S rRNA, LSU-rRNA)
Cellular component (GO): nucleolus
Source: RefSeq, a predicted model, not a curated record
UGACAAUUCCGCCGAACAGUCUUCUGUUUACACCGCAACGUGGAACGUAGUGGCGGAAAUUUUAUGGAUCAAAUAACCGCUAAACGUCUCUUAUAACAUUUAAGGCGCGUUAAAAUGGGUAAGAAGCGCCGCUGCGAGGACUCGACCGAGUCCAACACUCCGGUGAAAAAAGAAAAAGUUCCAGAGUUCAAUGGGACCGCAUUUAAAGCCAUGCUGAAGGAUCCCAGCACAGCCGUGAAGGGACUGGAGACAUUCAUAUCAACCGCAAAGAAGCUGCCAUGUUCUGACCUGUAUGAUGUGGUUGAAGGUUAUAUUAAAAUAUCUAUGGAGUGUGCAGAAAUCUUCAAGUUGCUCGAUAGAGAAAAGCAUCUGGAGAGUGAGAUGAUGCUGGUCUUUGAGAGCCUGGAGAUGAUCCUCCUCAGGACAGCCAGUGACCUCUCCCACUUCAACAUGGUUGGCAAUGCUAUUGUGAAAAAGACUGUUUCUAGCUACAUGAAGCUUCUGCAGGGAUUUUUCCACUCAGAAAAUCACAGGUUUGUCCGUCAGUGCCUCAGUUUCCUGUCCGCCUUGGUGUCUCAGGGUCCAGAUGCUGCCAGAGAGGUCCUGAGUCACAUUCACAUCAGUAAAGCUCUGUCUGGGCUGGCCAAGCGAAAGGAUAAGAAGGGAAGACCUGAUGUCCGCAUGUCUUUUAUCCAGUUCGUGCUGUCCUUUUUGGUGUCUGGAGAUAACACCACCAUUGGACAAAUACUAGAAAUCAAAGAGCUCCUGCCAGAGAUCCUGAGUACGGGUCUGAAGGAGGACAGAAUGUCCAUCGUCAAUCUGAUUCUGUCCACACUGAAGACCAGAGUUGUGCUAAACAAGGCCAUAAGUAAAACACAGAAAGUGCGUUUUUUCACCCCUGCUGUAUUGGCCAACAUUGCGUCUCUGUAUAAGUGGAAUGGGAUUGUAGAUGCAGCCACUGAUGACAGCAGAAUGGUAGAAGACUCAGAGCAUGCUGGGAUGUCUGCCGUCCGGGAACUUGUCCACGGUUUCCUCCUUGAUCUGUGUAGCUCCCGUAAGCAUGGUAUCAGCUUUCAUGAUGCCAGCUUUGGCACAGCUGGCAGAGCUGGCAACAUCGUCUUGCUUCAGUUCUUGGUGGGGCUGAAGCAGGCCACAGAGGAUGAACUGGUGGCAGAGCUGGUGGUGAAUGUGUUGAAAGUUAGCCCUGACAUCCUGGCCAGAUACUUUCAAGAGACUCAGUAUUCAUACACACCCCGCCUCAAAAGUGCUUGGCAGGACAAUAUCAAGUUACUAAAAAAGAUCUAUGAGGCCCAGCCAGAGAUGUCCACAGUCCUCCAAACUUGUGAGGUCAUCCCUCUCCCUCGCCUGCUCUCCAUGAUUAUGGUCACAUCUCUCCCUCCAGUCUGUAACAAGGCCUUCUUCACUCAGGGCCUUAGUCUUGCAAACACGGCAGUGCAGCUCACAACACUGUCCAUGUUAAAUUUCAUCCUAAAAAGAGCCAAUAAGAAUAUGGAGUACCUCUUGGAUAAGUCUGAGUGGCACAGCUCAGAUGUGUACAGUCUUGAUGCGAUGGAGGAAUUGGUGCAGCAGUACAGGGAGACACUAAGCAAGAUUUUGCCUGAUAUGACAAGCAUAGUUGCAAAGUGGCAGUCACUUAGCAAGAAGGAAAAGGCCAACGGUGAGGGAAAAAAGACUAAAAGUGAAGGGAGCGCUGCACAGACGGAUGAUAAAAACCAAAUGCCUGUUGCUGAGACAGCUGAGGUAAUCCUGCUGAAGGCGCUGAUUCUUCAGGUCAUAUGUCUUUACCAGAAAGUGGUGCCCCAUCUGGUGAGCCAGUGCAAAUUUGACUUCAGCAAGCUCUUGAAAGGUAUUGUGUCAGAGAAAGGAAUGAGGGAAGAAGUCCCCCCAGUUCUGCAGUAUCAGAUACUGCAGUUGGCUUUGGAGCUCCCUGCAAGCAAGUUCUCCUGGUUCCGUAUACAGGAUGUUGCAGAUACAGAAUCGUCAUCUGGAGAGAAGUCAGUGCUUUACCUGCUUCUCAAGAUGUUUGUGAGCAGCAGUAGCAGCCACCUGAAAACCUCCACACGGAUGCUGGUUCUAAAAGUGCUGAAGGACAGUGGGGUGUUUGAGUACACCUGGACUGAGCUUGAGCUCUGGCUCGAUCAGCUGGCAAGAGUAGAGCCGAGCCAACAAGAGACUGUCAUCCAGUUCCUGGAGAGGGUGUUGGUGAAACUGGUGUGCAGUUCUUGCACAUACACAGACAGGGUUGCCAGCCUGGUCCAGGAGGCAGCUUAUCUGCAAGCUAACCUGAGUAGCCAGGAGGGCGACACUACCAGUAUCCCAGUUUCACACAUAGAUGAUGUCAUAGACAUGCUGGAUGUCAUUAUGGAGGGUAAUGAAGGUGAAAUGGAGGACUUUGGGCCAUCUCUGAGUGAAGACCUCAUUAUUCAGACCUUCCCCUUCAGUGUGUUGGUACCCGCUGCUCUGGAAGCCCGAAACAAACUGCCAGCAGACAAGGCGGUGGUAUAUGAGUACUUGUCUGCAGUACUUUCCGAUGUGCUGCACUGUCAAAGAGAGCCGCUCCCCCUCUGUCUGGCUCUGCUGCAGUAUGAUAAAGAACUUGUGUCCUCAGAACUCUCUGCUUCUCCUCAUCCCUCCAUCGUACACCUUCAUCAGUAUUACUCCAAAUGGCUUCCACAGCAGUGCCGGGAAGACGUGUUCAAGUCUGCUGAAUGCCAUUCAGUGGAACUGUCAGCAGCCGCUUCAUUCACUGCACUGAUGAAAGGUGCAUACAGCCAAGGACCAAGCGCUUUGCUUGAGGACGCCUUCAGGAAGAAUGUGGAAAUAACUCUAGCAUCCAUGUUGAUGGCAGAGUUUCCAAUAGCAAUCAAGCAGAUCUUACUCUACAUAAACUCAACAGUGGAAAGCCUUGGCACGUUCUCCAAAAACAUAGGAACUGCCCCUCUGAAGACCUUAAUGGGAAUACUCCAGGAUAUGGUGACCAGGCUCCAAGGCUUUCAGGAGACCACAAACUCGGAGCCAGCACCAGAGAACUCCCAAGAAGGAACAGACCUCUUCCUGGAAAUCAACCAGUCGUCCACUGUGGAAGCCAAUAAAGAGAAGCUUCUUCUUUCUGCACUUGGCUCCAUCUUCAAGCAUCCAUGUCUGGAACAGUGGUUUCUGGCUCUGGAGCUGGCUGAUUUGCCUCCUCACACACUGAAUCCUGUCAGACUAAAGCACAUGUGUGCUCAGCUCAGUGAUGAUAUUCUGGCCUUGCUGAAGACCAGCACCCCAACUCUCCUUGAUGCGGGUCACCUGGAGCUUAUUUCUCACUACAUGGGAGCUAUAGAGAAAGCGGUGCUCAAGGAACUGACGGAGAAGGGAUCCCAGGGUGCAAAGAAACAGUCCAGACCUUUCCAGGCCCUCCUGUCUUUGCACAGCUACAUGGAGUCCAGCAGUCUGAGGGAGGUUGUCUCCAAGUUGCUCCUCCUGCCCCAGGAGAGCCUAAUUUCCCCCAGCAGUGAGGGCACCCAGGCUGAGCUUAGUGUCUAUGGUCAUGCAGCAGUGCAGAUCCUCACAGAGGCUAAAGCCUACUCUUCCAAGGACCACAGCGUCUCUCUGUCGCAGGCACACUUCCACGGGCUGGGGGCCCUGCUGCUGUCCUGCUCCAGCACAGCACUGGAAGCCUUUCUGCUGCAGACUCUGUCUAGUGAGCCAGGCAGUGCUAAGCUCAUCCACACAGAUGUGCUGCUGCACUGUCUCAAGUGUCCUCUCCCAAACACUCAGGCCAUUGGCUCUCUGCUGCUGGAGAACUGCUCCACACACCGCCUCCGCUUUGAGAUGUGGUGCCUAGAGCCGGAAAACUCAGAGAAGCUCUCAGACAAGACAGAGACUUUCCUUCCAUUAAUCAACACCUACCUGCAGGUGGCAAGUAGAGAGGAUCCAGCCAGGCCUCCAGACGUGCAAGACGAAGUUUUAAAAACCUUGAAGAAAGCACUGCUUCCCAAAUUAUCCCAGUGUGUUCUGGAAAACCUGACAGAAGAGUCUGGAGCCCAGAUUGUUGAAACACUAGCCGGUCUGAUCAAGCUCUCUGCAGACAUCAAGGACACCAGGGACUUAAUUAAAAAUUUGCCUAAUGCUCUUCAAAAAGUAGACAGCUUUGAAAGAUGGCAACUAAUAGAUGUUAUCACAGAAAAACUGGCUGAUUGCCCAGACGAACAACAGACCUGGAGGAAGUCGGUCACCAGUGCUGCCCUCAAGUGUCUCAUCGCUGCUUACAGUCUCUCUAAAGAUCAGGCUGCUUCCCAGUCAGGGCAGGAGAAGAGCAUCCUUGAAAGACUGCAACAACUUCUGACAUCGGUGGAAGACGUCGCUGCAUCUGAGUGGAACAGUUUUGUCAAGAAUGGACUGAAAUAUCGCUACAGAGAUCACCACUUCCUGAGCACGCUGAGCAACCUGUUGGACGUUAUGUACGGUAGCAGUGAAGUCCAGAAGGAUCUGAUCCCUUUAUCCACCCUUCACAUGAUGACCAGCAGCCAUUCACUGUUUCUGCCCGCUAUGUUGGACUCUAAUGAAGAGCCGAGCAGGUGUCAGGCUAAGGAAGCGCUGGUGUCCCUGCUUCUCUGUUUGGUGAAGAAAUGCCCAACAGUUUGUAACGUCAAUCACUUCGUAGUUCUUUUGGGAGCCUACGGAGCAACGCUGAGUACUUCAGAUCAGAAACUAUUAUUGCUUCUUCAGGAAUAUGAGAGAAACAGUGUUAGUCUGCUGAAAUUUCAAUCCUUCCUGUGGGGCCCAGCAGCUGUGGAGCACCACAAGACCAGGAAAAGCCUGGGAGCUUCGCUGUGGAAGCAAGCGAGCUCAGAUGACCUGCUGGCCCUGCUGAAAACCGACAGGAUGCUCCAAACUAUUGCACAAUUUCCCCAGCAGCGCAGAAUCAUCCUGCAGGAUGGUAAGGAGGCGCUAUACAGCAACAGUGUGGUAAAGGACCUUGGGAAUUUGUAUGAUCCCUGUUUUCUUUUGCCUCUGUUCAGUACCAUGUUGCGACCAGAGUGUGUGAUUGACUGCCUGAAGUUUGUAUCCAGCCAUGCGUUUGGAGUAAGUGUCAUGGCUCUGAGCAGCUACGACCCAAAAGUGAGAGCGGCAGCAUAUCACGUGCUGAGCUGCUUCUACCAGCACCUGGAGGGCGCUCGAAUCAGAGAGAAGAGACAGCUGCUGUACUUGAUGGAUACAGUGAAGAAUGGAAUCCGACAGGCGAAUCACAGACUUCCAUUUGUCCUGACCACUUACAUCUCCAAAGUGGCUCAGCAGAUGCUCAAACCUGAGGACCACAUGUAUGUGGUGCUAAACAGGUUUCUGCUGUCCCAUCAGAGUUUGGACUUCAGAAGAGUCCCUGAGUUCUUCAGGCUAUUCUACGGUUUUGACUUGGAGCAUAAACUGGAACGUGAGUGGAUCUUGAGUGUGCUGGAGGAAGGGAUAAGUGAUGGACCCUGCUAUGAAUUGUGUGACCGUCAAAGCAUCUUUCAGACCCUUCUAGGCUUCAGCAGCAGUCCCCUGUGUGAUGGACACUCUCAGACUCAGAUCAUCAGGGUGUUGUGCCAGGCUGCUCGUGUGACCAAAGCAGCUUAUAACCUUACCAAGAGCUGUGGCCUCCUAACCUGGAUAAUACAGGUAGUGGAAAAAAGGAAUCUAGACCAGCAGCUGCUCUCUGCCAUCAUCGAUCUGCUCCAUGUGCUUUGGUUUACUAACCUGGGACAGAAGGAGACACAGGUUGAUGGAGCCUCCUCCUCUACAGAGAAGGAACCACAGAGCUCAGUGAAAUGUCUCCCACUUCCACUCAUCAGUGAAUUCCUGUGUGUGACAUUGACUAUCAGCAGACACCUCAGGCUGUGUGUGAAGGCCACUCAGCUCAGUCUGUUUGUGCACACUCUUUGCUCCAUACUGAAGCAUCGUGGGACGGCCCUCCGAGUAAACCGACAGGCAGACCGGUUAACCAUCCACCCACAGCCUCUCUCUUGUACCGAAGUUCUCUCUCUGCUUCUCUGCUGGGCCUCUGUGUCCCGCAGCACAGCACUCCUUACCCAAAUACAAGCCUUGGCCGAAAAGCACAAAGUGAAGGAACUGUUUGGGAUGGGGAAGGAUAAGACCCGAGGUAAAGGCUCCUUUUCCAAGGCCCGCACUCGAAAGGAGAACCUGGCAGAGGAUGCCGAGACUGAGAAACAAGAAGAGAGUCUCCUGACAGAGUGUAAAUCUCACCUCGGCAGCAUCUUUGUUCACUGGGAGCCUGUGUUUCCCCUCUCUGAACCCCAGCUGGACCAGGAAAGAGGCAAAGCGGAUCCCAGUCGGUUGGCCGGUGAUACUGCGCACCUGCUCGCCAAGUGGUCCCUGAGGUGCUUGGUGGAGGACUCGUACGAUGAGAACAGAACAAAGGAAUUUUUGCGCUGGGUCAAAAAGGCUGUCAUCAAACACAGGGAAAUUAUGGAUGUCGUGGUACUCGAUCCUGGCUUUAAAGCGGACCUCCUCCGGCUCCACCAUCAGGCCUUUGAAAAUCACUGUCACUCCAGCGUUUUGUCAAGAAUGGAAACCUUCCAGUUGUUUGCCAACAUCAUGAUGCGCUUACUAGAGGCCCGAGGCCACCUUCCAGAGCUGCAUCAGGCAGUCGUCUCUGCCUGCCAGCCAGAAGCCACACACGAUCAGUCUAGACGUGAAGCAGGACUGUUUCUGCUGUCGCUGUACAUCACUGAGUUGUGGAGUGGCGCCACAUCAGCAGAGCUCUUCCUGUCUCAUGUGAGUCUGGUGACCAGAGCCAAGUCUAAGAGACAGAAAGCAUCCAGAUCAUCAGUGACUCAGACAGCCAUCAGAGCCGUCUGUAAUGACAUCGUCAGCAUGAAGAGACAGAAAGGACAUCUGAGCAUCUGAACACCACUGUGUCCUCUGACGUCAUUACAACAGAGUUUGUAGUUUUGCUUUGUUUUGUUCUUGUAAACAACAAACAAAAGAUUUGUGAUGUUUUGUAAAUUCCUUGUUAUUAAAUGUUGAUUUACAAAUCUGUU